Molecule: messenger RNA, 2025 nt
Organism: Hippocampus zosterae (dwarf seahorse)
Lineage: Eukaryota; Metazoa; Chordata; Actinopteri; Syngnathiformes; Syngnathidae
Product: class E basic helix-loop-helix protein 40-like
Exons: 5
Coding region: 302-1573 (423 amino acids)
Biological process (GO): regulation of transcription by RNA polymerase II; circadian regulation of gene expression; anterior/posterior pattern specification
Cellular component (GO): nucleus
Molecular function (GO): RNA polymerase II cis-regulatory region sequence-specific DNA binding; DNA-binding transcription factor activity, RNA polymerase II-specific; protein dimerization activity
Source: RefSeq, a predicted model, not a curated record
GAGAAGACAGCGCCGUUUGACACGUGAGCUUCAUGUGACAGAGCUGGGUCGGGCUGAGCGGACAAGCGGACAGAGUUUAUUUCUCUCCUGGAUCCCUUCAGCCCCAACUCCCUCUUGCUACCCAUUCGGCGUGGAAGAGCCGCCGUUACAACACUCAGCGCUUGGCGUUGUAAAAAAAUAUUUAUUUAUAUAUAUCGUCGGCUUUGAAUGACCGAAUUGACGUUUAUUUUAAGGAGCAAACUUGCCGCGUGACUUUUUUUUUCCGGCUGCAUCUCAUUUGUAAGUAAAAAGCGUCACGAAAAUGGAGCGAAUCCCAAGCGCACAACCUCCUCCUUUGUCCAAGGGUGAUCUAGCAGACAUGCAUGGCAUGGAUUUCCCGAUGUACGCGUACAAACCCAGGCGAGGAAUGAAAAGAGGAGAGGAGAGCAAGGAGACCUACAAGCUGCCUCAUAGACUCAUUGAAAAAAAGAGACGUGAUCGGAUAAACGAAUGCAUUGCCCAGUUGAAAGAUUUGUUGCCGGAGCACCUAAAACUUACGACUUUGGGCCAUUUGGAGAAGGCCGUGGUUUUGGAGCUCACACUCAAGCACAUGAAGACGCUGAGCACUCUUCUGGAGCAGCAGCAGCAGAAGAUCCUCGCCCUUCAGAGUGGCAUGCAUAUCGAGCAACCUUUGGUCAGCCAAGAGAAGUCGGAGGAGAUGUUCCGCUCCGGUUUCCACAUGUGCGCCAAAGAGAUGCUUCAGUAUCUGACCAGUCGCGAGAGCGACGGCAACUUUGCGCCAUCGCACGUCAUGAACCACCUUCACAAAUUAGCCACUGAAGUGCUCCAAAGUCCAAAGCGACCCCACUCUCCGCUCAGCCCUCCACCCGAGGAGAUGCCCACAUACAGCCAGCACCAAAGCCACAAAGAGACACCCGCCAGCUUACCCCCUAAGCCUAGCGAGGGCUACGGGAGGGUGCCGGUCAUCCAGCGGGCGCACGCUGUGCCCAACGGCGAGCAGAGCGGCAGUGACACUGAUACAGACAGCGGCUAUGGAGGAGAACUGGAGAAGAUCGAGUGUGGCGCCCCACAGAGGCAUCCCGAGUACUACAGCCAGGAGGGCAAGCUGUUGAAGCGGAGCGCGGCCGAGAGGCAGAGUUCGGACGUCAAACGGGAAGACGACGAGCCCAGGCACAAACGAGCCCGGGCGGAGUCGUCUGAGGAUGAGAUGCUUUCGGGCGGCGAAUCCUCAUCGUCGUCCUCCUCCAGCGGUUACGGUAGCUACAUGAGCGUCUCCCCCAACCAUCCGCCCCCGCAUCCCCUCUGCAUGCCCUUCUACCUCAUCCCCCCUACUGCCGCCACCUACCUGCCUAUGCUGGAGAAAUGCUGGUACCCGGGAGCCAUGCCCUUGCUGUACCCCGGCGUGGGCGGCGGCGGCGCCACCGCCGUCCCCAGCGAGAGACCACCGCAGAUGGUCAUGUCUCCAAGGGGAGGCUCUCCAGCGCCAGCCAUGUCUCAGACGCCCAUGGACUCCCCAGCACUCCUACAGGCACUAAAGCAGGUACCCCCCCUCAACCUGGAAACCAAAGACUGAGAAAACAUGAUCGCCGAGUUGCUACAUGAGGAGGGAAAAGAUGACUACGCCGUCCUGUCGUCCAUCAAGUCAUUUCUCGACUUCGCUUCUCAUCUAGGAAUUCAUGGGAGACGGCUGGCGAAAUGGUCCACGUGUGGAUGAUGAAAAUGAUUGAAUGUUAAGUGCAAACGGACCUGCCCGACACACACACACAUACACACACAAGCGCACACACGUUUGAAUGUAAAGAAAGAUGUUUCAGAUGCUGCUGUUCGAGUCAAAAAUGUUGACAACACUGGCGCAUUUCACUUGGAGGUUUUGUAGUAGAGACAUGCUUUUUAUUUUUUUUGUACAACCAUCGCACCAAAUGUUAAAAUUUCACCCAAAGUUUAUUGCCUAUCAUCUGUCACCGGCAGCAGUAUCACUUUAAAAAAAAAGGUCUCAACACCGUGAUGAGCGCGCUGAAUGCAAAA